GGUGGAGCAGAGGGGACUCCCUGGGGGCUGGGCUGGCUGGUGCUUAGAGCCACCCUGGGGGAGCACGUGGGGGGCACCUCACUAACAGCCCCCCCCUUCCAGAUCACACUGGGCAGAGCCACGAAGGACAAUCAGAUCGACGUGGACUUGGCGCUGGAGGGCCCUGCCUGGAAAAUCUCCCGCAAGCAAGGCGUCAUCAAGCUGAAGAACAACGGGGAUUUCUUCAUCGCCAACGAGGGCCGGCGCCCCAUCUAUGUGGACGGGCGCCCGGUGCUGGGUGCCAGCAAGUGGAAGCUCAACAACAACUCGGUGGUGGAGAUCGCCAGCCUGCGCUUCGUCUUCCUCAUCAACCAGGACCUGAUCGCCCUCAUCAAAGCCGAAGCUGCCAAGAUCCCCCAGCAGUGAGGAGCUGGGCCGGGCCCCCGCUACUGUCCGGUGACUGCUGGAGGCUGGGCCUGGGGCCGCCCGCUCCCCUCUGGCUGGGGGCAGGGCCCGGGGCCGGCUGUACACUGUUCCCUUCCAAAUAAAUGUGUCCAACCUGC
This is a messenger RNA of Chrysemys picta bellii (western painted turtle), 542 nucleotides long. The record is from RefSeq and is a predicted model, not a curated record. NCBI's taxonomy places the organism in Eukaryota, Metazoa, Chordata, Testudines, Emydidae.